Messenger RNA from Chelmon rostratus (copperband butterflyfish), 5748 nucleotides. RefSeq names its product phospholipase C, eta 1 (gene plch1). The coding region runs from base 1 to 5748 and encodes 1915 amino acids. The transcript has 23 exons. Lineage: Eukaryota; Metazoa; Chordata; Actinopteri; Chaetodontiformes; Chaetodontidae. Gene Ontology annotation, molecular function: phosphatidylinositol-4,5-bisphosphate phospholipase C activity; calcium ion binding. Gene Ontology annotation, biological process: phosphatidylinositol-mediated signaling; lipid metabolic process. The record is from RefSeq and is a predicted model, not a curated record.
AUGAGCUCCCGGGUGGUGAACAGGAAAGGAGAGCCACAGUACCGCCGGCACUUCCUGACAGACAACAGCACCUUUCACGUGGAGCGAUGCAUGAGUGUGAUGCAGUCCGGGACACAGAUGGUAAAGCUGAAGGCAGGAUCCAAAGGGCUGGUGAGACUCUUCUACCUGGAUGAGCAUCGCUCCUGCAUUCGCUGGAAGCCCUCACGCAAGAGUGAGAAGGCCAAGAUCACCAUUGAUUCGCUGUACAAAGUGACAGAGGGCGGCCAAUCGGACAUCUUCCAUCGGCAUGCAGACGGCAGCUUCGACCCGGCCUGCUGUUUCACGGUGUACCAUGGAAACCACAUGGAGUCCCUCGACCUGGUGACUUCAAAUGCAGAAGAAGCCAGAACCUGGAUAACUGGCCUCCGCUACCUGAUGGCUGGGAUCAGUGAUGAGGACUCGCUGGCCAAACGGCAGCGCACACACGACCAGUGGUUGAAGCAGACGUUUGAGGAGGCCGAUAAGAACGGAGACGGACUCCUGAAUAUCGAAGAGAUCUACCAACUUCUCCACAAGCUCAAUGUCAAUCUGCCGCGCAGGAAGGUCAAACAAAUGUUUCAGGAAGCGGACACGGACGACCAGCAGGGAACGUUGACGUACGAGGAGUUCUCAGUCUUCUACAGGAUGAUGUCUCUGAGACGGGACCUCUUCCUGCUGAUGAUGGCGUACAGUGACAGGAAGGACCACCUGACAGCGGAGGAGCUGGCCAACUUCCUGCGCAACGAGCAGAAGAUGACCAAUGUGACUCCAGAGUAUGUUGCAGAAAUCAUUGACAAGUUUGAGGUGUCUGACGAGAAUAAACAAAGAGGCGUCAUGGGCAUUGAAGGUUUCACAAGCCUAAUGCGCAGUCCAACGUGUGACAUUUUCAACCCUUUGCACCACGAGGUGAAUCAAGACAUGGAGCAGCCUCUGUGCAAUUACUUCAUCGCCUCUUCUCAUAACACAUACCUGACCGGAGACCAGCUCCUCUCCCACUCCAAGACCGACAUGUACGCCUGGGUGCUGCAGUCCGGCUGCCGCUGCGUAGAAGUGGACUGCUGGGACGGUCCUGAUGGAGAGCCGAUGGUCCAACAUGGCUACACUCUGACCUCCAAGAUACCGUUCAAGCUGGUCAUAGAGACCAUCAAUAAAUAUGCCUUCAUAAAUAACCAGUACCCAGUAAUUCUCUCCAUCGAGAACCACUGCAGCAUCCAGCAGCAGAAGAAGAUUGCUCAGUGCCUGCGAGAAAUCUUUGGAGACAAACUGGAUGUGGGAGAUCUCCUGAGCAGAGGCUCCAGAACACUACCCAGUCCUCACAGCCUGAGGGGCAAGAUACUCAUCAAAGGGAAGCGUCUGCCUGCCUAUCUGUCUGCAGACGCAGAGGAAGGCGAGGUCUCUGAUGAUGACAGCGCAGAUGAAAUUGAGGAUGACUUCAAGCUUAAGAGCAAUAAUGGCAAUGGUCAUCACCAGGUGGAGUCUCACAUCAGAAAGAAACUGGACUCUCUGCUGAAGGAGUCCCGGAUCGGAGACAAGGAAGAUACCGACAGUUUCAGCAUCCGAGCGCUGCUGCGGGCCACGCACCAGGGUCUACAGAAGAACCUGCGGCAGAGCUCCAAAGGGGUUUUGAAGAAAUCCCAGAGCAGAUCCUUCAUCACAACGCUCAAACAGAAGAGGCACUCCAAAUCCAGGCUGUCAUGCCAAAGCGUGGACAAGGAGGAGGACAGUCAGGAGAAGUCUGGGAGGGAGGCUGGAGGACAGUUCAACAGGGGUGGAAGGAAGAGGAAGACAAUGAAACUGAGUAGAGAUCUGUCAAACCUGGUGGUGUUCACCAACUCUGUUGCCUCGCAGGAGUGUCUGAAUGAAGGUACUCCAGGUGACGUUCUGUCAUUCAGCGAGACCAGGGCUCAGUCUCUGGUCAAUCACAGAGCCGAACAAUUCCUGGCUUUUAACCAGAGGCAGCUGUCACGGAUUUAUCCCUCAGCCUAUCGCAUUGACUCGUCCAAUUUCAACCCACAGUUUUACUGGAACGUGGGCUGUCAGUUGGUUGCUCUGAAUUACCAGACAGAGGGCAGGAUGAUGCAGCUCAACAGAGCCAAGUUCAUGGUGAAUGGAGGUAUUGGCUACGUCCUCAAGCCCCCUCCCAUGUGUAAAGGCUCCUUCAACCCAUUCAGUGAUGACCCGCUUCCAGCUUACCCCAAGAAGCAACUCGUUCUCAAGAUCAUUAGUGGCCAGCAGUUGCCCAAACCACCAGACUCCAUGCUGGGGGACCGCGGAGAGAUUAUUGAUCCAUUCGUUGAAGUGGAGAUCAUCGGCCUCCCAGUUGAUUGCUGCAAGGAACAGACGCGAGUUGUCGAUGAUAAUGGUUUUAAUCCGGUAUGGGAAGAGACUCUGUGCUUUACACUUCAUAUGGCUGAGGUGGUUUUGGUGCGCUUCCUUGUGUGGGACCACGACCCAAUCGGACGGGACUUUAUUGGUCAACGGACUGUUGCUUUCAGCAGCCUGAUGCCUGGUUACAGACAUGUUUACUUGGAGGGGCUGACCGAGGCGUCCAUCUUUGUGCAUGUGUCAGUGCAUGAUGUUUAUGGGAAAUGGAGUCCUCUAGUCCUGAACCCCAGCUUUACCAUAAUGCACUUUCUAGGAUCUAACAAGGGUCAUCAGCUGCGAGGUAUCCGGGGUUUGUUCAACCGCUCUUCCAAGUCCUCUGUGGAUACAAACUCCAGUGGCCUUCGGAAACGCUCCAUCAGUGAUCACCUCCUACGGCGCACAGCUAGUGCCCCAGCAAAGGGACGGAAGAAGACAAAGAUGGCGCUGUCAGAGUCAGUGGCUUCGAUAUCAGACCAAAAGAACAGCACAGGUGCAGGAGCAGGAGGCGAGGGCAUGUCAGGGAAGGAAGGAGGGGUGGAGAAGCGUCUCCAACCCCGAGCCCCCCUCACCCACAGACCUAUCUCCAUGCCCUUAGACAGGCUUCUGCAAGGGCAGCUAUCCCUCUGCUCCCCAGACAAGGAACAACAUGACAUGGGUGCAGACACUGUCAUUGGAGCUUGCUCCUUCAACAGGCCCAGGUCUUCCUCUUUGGACCCUUUCAUCAAAUCAUCAUUCUUUAUCGAACCAGACAUCUCUUCCCCUUCUGAGACAUACAUCAAAAGAAACAAAGAAUUUGACCAAUCAGAGGAGGCUUCCUAUCUGGUUAUUGGUGGGGGAGAAGUAAGAAAUGAAGAAGAUUAUGCUAAUUACCAAGCAGAAGACAAUGGAGUCAACAAAUCAAACAACUUCACAGCACCUUCCAUGAACAGCCAGAUGAGAUCAGAUAAACCAGAAACAUCGUCAAACAGCACAGCAUUUACCGUUGCACCUUCCAUCUCCUCGUCCUCCUCCUCUGCCCCCUCCAUCAUGGCCCCUCUCUCCCCUGUCAGUGUGGACUGUGAUCUUAAGAGUCCCAGCUCUCUACAUGACAGCACCCUCUCCAGACUCAUUGAUGCUGUGUCCUUAGGCAACGAGCAAGACACAUGUGGCUCUAUUUCUGCUCUGAUUGGUCAGUUCGAAAGUACUGUUGACCAAAACGAUCUUACAAUCUUAUCUCAUGAUACCCCUUUCCGUCACUCAAACUUCAGGCCUACCACUCCUAAAGUGCUGCAAGAUUUAAGGUCUCCUCUCAAGACCAACACUGCAUCUCCUAACAAGAAACAUAUAAUAAGUCCCCAAAAAGUAGCUCAUAAUCAGAAUCAUGUAAAACAGGAAAUCCUUUCCUUGGCAGAUGCACCUGCUCCAGCCAUCCUCUCCAGCCCAGAAACUGCUGAGCUUGAGGAGGUCUACACUAUUCUGGAUGAGGAGGUGCUUUUGCCUGUAUCAGUGUACAACCUGAAGAAACAGGCAGUCAGUGUUGAGGCAGAUAAGAUGGAGAGCACAUCCUCAAACAGCUUGAGGUCCUCUCCUGCAAAGGUGGUUCAAGGUUUAGGGAAAGGGCACAGUGCGGGCUGGGAUAUGCACAGAACUGAGGAGGCUGAGGAGAGUGUAUACGAGGAAGUGUUUGAUCCCCCACCACCAGUACCAGAGACAGAACGGGGUCCCUCUAAAAUGUACAUGGGCUCCUCUGUAAACAACAACUGCUUUCAGUUUCUCCAUGAGUCAGCUGGCAAUGCUUUUGCAGAAGUGGAGAUAAAUGUUGAUGAGGAUCCGUUAGAGAUAAUGCUGACCUCGCUCAGACAUGACAGCCAAUGGGAGGAGCGCGUAAGUCCAACCAAACGGCAUGCUAUUUACCAAAACCAUGAGUCAACUCCCAACUACUCCCAACAAAAACUGAAUACAUCAUCAUACCGUGAUCUGCAACAGCAGUACCGUUCACAUGCAUCUCAUGUAGCAUUUUCAAAGUGUCCCUCCCCAAUGAAUCAGCCUUCCUACCAGCUGUCCAAUCACCACCAACACCUGAACAACUCCCAGCCUUCUCCUUUUCACGGACCCGCCAACUCUAGAACCUCUAACCCUAGUCCACUGCGUCAGAACAGCUACCCUGUUCCUCAGAGCAAAUCUGAGGCCUUGAACAACAGCAAAGACUUCAGCAGUUCCUACACACAACAGAAGAGCUAUAGUGGCAGCCAGAUCCUAAACAGGUCUCAUCAAGAUAGGGUUGGGUAUAAACGGAUGGAGAGGGAGCCAGUAAGGUGUUUCCACAAUGGUUUCUCCUCUUCUGAAAGUCUGCCUAGCCAAUCUGCUGUGUCUAGAAACAUCAGCAGAGACAGAGGCCUAUAUUCCCCUUCUUCAGACUGUGAUGCAGUGUACAGCCACCUGGACUAUGACAGCAUUACACUCCCAUCAGAGUCUUCAGCUCCUCGAAACACCCAGCCACACUGCCAAAGUCGAACACAGUCAUACACCCCGAAGCAAUCAUGGAAUGAAAAUGUUUCCCUCAAUAAUAUAAGGCACCAGUCACAGCCUGAAUCCAUAAUUUCUCUGCACUCAAAUCAAGUCCCUUUAUCAACAAAACCCCUGUCUGUUACCACAGACUCCACAGCCCCCAGCCCAUGUAAGUCAAAGUCCCUGGGAGAUCUGACCUCUGAAGACAUAUCAUGCAACUUCCAGAGCAAAUACCACAUUAUUAGUCGCAGUUUCAUCACUCCUCAUAUGAGGAAGCAAAAGAGGAUGGGCACCAUGGGGGAAGUAACUUUCCAAUCACAGUCUUGCGAUCCACUUACAGAACAACUGCGUAAGCUGGUCAGUCUGGAGGGGGAAGACACUGACAGAGAUAGACCUCUGCCUCCUCAGUUGCGUCACGAAUCAAAACCUGCACUGUCACAGCCACAGGACACAAGUAUAGCUCCUAUUGUUCCCAGGGAUGUAGAUGAUUCCCCUCCGCUCCUUACCCGUCGCCUAUCCUCUCGGAGCCAAAGCCGAGUGCGUCAUAUUAACAGCCGUGCCCGCGAAAGACAGCAAGAGGCUCUAAAGCCUCGGGCAGGAGUAGUGAUCAAUAGUACUGCCAGCAUUGGGGGGGUAGUACUAAGGAAUAAACCAGCCUCACAGAAUCCACCACCUAACAGACACUCUACUGGUUCUUACAUAGCAGGCUACCUUGGUCAGCUAGAGGACAGGGGACUUCCUGAAGGAGCUUGCACGUCAUUGCAUUAUGGAAAUGGGGAUCAUUAUGGAGAUCGCUACUAUACCGAUGACUCCCUUCCACCUGCUGACUCUGACCACCCUGCAUCAGAGCCUGAGGUCUAUUUUCUGCUCAGACUGUAA